Molecule: messenger RNA, 963 nt
Organism: Ailuropoda melanoleuca (giant panda)
Lineage: Eukaryota; Metazoa; Chordata; Mammalia; Carnivora; Ursidae
Gene: LY6L
Product: lymphocyte antigen 6 family member L
Exons: 2
Coding region: 25-516 (163 amino acids)
Cellular component (GO): plasma membrane
Source: RefSeq, a predicted model, not a curated record
ACCCUCAGGCCGAGCUCUGGCGCCAUGGAGGGGCUGGUUCCAGUCCUGUGCGCUUUGCUGGUGUCUGCGGAGUUUGCUGGCAGCAAGAAAGAGCCAGGUAGGGGCGGGCGCGGGCGGCGCGGGGCUCUCCGGCCGCGUGGGCAGCCCUCUCCACCGCGGCCCCCUGGCUGCCCCGCAGGUGUCAACUUGAGCUGUUACCAGUGUUUCAAAGCGGCCAGCCACGCGCUGUGCACGCCCACCGUGUGCGACCCCAGCGACCGGGUCUGCGUGUCCAACGCGGUGGUCUUCCUACGCAAAUCAAAGGUGAUACUUUCUCUCAGCAAGCGCUGUGCUCCCAGGUGUCCCAACACCAACAUGAACUAUGAGUGGACACUGGGACCCAGGAUACUAGGCAGGAUCAGCCGGCGGUGCUGUUCUGGAAAUCUCUGCAACAGGGCACCCACCAUUCAGCAGGAUCCCUGGGCCCUUCGAAGGGGAUUCCUGCUUGCAGCGGGCCUCCUCUGGGUCCUGCUGUGAGCACCUUCCUCCUGGGCCGGCAGACCCACUAUAUCCUCCCACGUCCUGCCGCAGCCCUGCCCCCGUCCUUUUCAAGACACUGGGUGGGACCUUCCCGCUCUGAGGUGGUGGGAAGGAUGCCAUUGCCUCUGUCCCAGACCUCGCCACUUCUCCCAUCUCCCGCAGGGGCCCUUUGUUCAACAGCCCAGAGAAGGUAGCCCAGUCCACCCAGAGGAGAAAGGGGGUCCCCAGUACGGAGCAAUCCCUGGAUAAGUUCGUUCACCCCGAGUACGCUGUUCAGGGUCCCGGCGGGGGCAGGAAAAGCCUGGGCAAGGCCAGAGGGUGGCAGCAGCCUGGCCUCCGGCUCUGACUUGCCCUGGCUCCGACUGGGCCAGCCCCCCCUCCCCCUGGCCCAUCCCCUCUGCCCGUAGAGCCCAGGCAGAGUCAGGCUGUGGGUGCCCACCUGUG